Lampris incognitus (smalleye Pacific opah) is the source of this 3063-nucleotide messenger RNA. It is a transcript of the gene fer, whose product is annotated as fer (fps/fes related) tyrosine kinase. NCBI's taxonomy places the organism in Eukaryota, Metazoa, Chordata, Actinopteri, Lampriformes, Lampridae. Gene Ontology annotation, biological process: peptidyl-tyrosine phosphorylation; Fc-epsilon receptor signaling pathway; cell adhesion. Gene Ontology annotation, molecular function: non-membrane spanning protein tyrosine kinase activity; ATP binding. Bases 284 to 2743 code for a protein of 819 amino acids. The transcript has 21 exons. The record is from RefSeq and is a predicted model, not a curated record.
UUGGCUUCCUAUUCCCUGGGAAGCCAAACUAGGAAGCCAAGCGGGAGGGGAGAGGGAAUACUGACAAGUCCACAAGACGACAACAAAAAGAGGGAACGAGACAUUUAGACGUCGUCUGACAGAAGACUCUGAACCAUGCUACCUCGUCCGCACUUCCCACCUUCCUGGCUAUCUAGCCACUCACUAGCUAGCUAGUCUGUGUGUGUGUGUGUGUGUGUGUGUGUGUGUUUGCUUCGCUGUGCGUGCGUGUGUGUUUGUGUGUGCGCACGCUGCAUUAGGAAAGAUGGGAUUUGGUCGGGAUUUGCGGAAUUCCCAUGAAGGUCUGCUGAAACUCCAGGACUGGGAACUAAAGCUGCUGGAGACGGUGAAGCGCUUCAUGACCAUGAGGGUGAAGAGUGACAGAGAGUACUCAGCUCUGCUGCACAACAUGACCGAAAAGCUGGAUUCUGGACCACAGGUGGACUACAUCAGCACUGUUAGCAAGUCAUGGGCUCAUCUGAUUGGUCAGACCGAGGAGCUGAGCCGGGUCAUGCGGAGUCACGCCGAUGAGGUCAACUCUGGUCCACUGCACCGCCUGGCUACACUCAUCCGUGACAAACAACAAGUGAAGAAGAGCUACCAAAGUCUUCAUCAGCAGAUCCACAGUGAUCACAACAAGGUAACCAAGACCGACCUGGACAAGCUCAAAGUGACAUACCGUCAGGUAUCGAGAGAAGCGCAAAAUGCCAAAGAGAAGUAUAGGGAAGCUAUUGCUAAAGGUAAAGAGGCGGAGCGUGCCAGGGAGCGCUACGACAAAGCCACGGCAAAGCUCCACAACUUGCACAACCAGUACGUGUUAGCAGUGCGGGGUGCGCAGCUCCAUCAGGAACACCACCAGUGCCAUGCCGUGCCACGCCUGCUGGACUCCCUGCAGCGCAUGCAGGAGGACAUGACUGCCGCCCUGAAAAGCAUCCUGGAGGAGUACAGCGAGAUCACCAGCCUGCUGACCGAUGACAUUGUAAAGGUGCACAAAGAGAUUCAUGCCGCCAUCCAGCAGAUCGACCCACUCGCCGAGUACCAGCACUUCAUCGAAGUCUACAGGACCCCAGAAACACCAGAGGAGCCCACUGUGGAGUUUGAUUCCACACUAUUGGAGGACACAGAGAACCUGCCAGCCAAUGAGAUCCUCUGGAACAACCUGACUGCUGACAGCUUGCAGGCCAUGUUGUCUUUGGCGACGGAGGAGCUCAGCUUGACACAGCAGAGCCUUAGGAGUAAGGAGGCGCUAGUGGAGGAACUGGAGGCCAAAAUUCUAGACUCUACCAAAACCUCAGAGAAAAAAUCCGACUUGGUGCUCCUCCUUAGCCAGAAGCAGUCAUUGGAGGAGCUCCGUCAAGCUGUCCAGUUGCUGCAUCUCUCCGAGUCUAAGCUUAUAUCCCAGAAGAAUUUGCUGGACACCAAGAUGGCUGCCGCCCCACCACCAGCACUCACUUACGAGGACGAUGCCCGCUCUGUUGGCUCUGUAGAGAAGGCCAGAGAGAGAAUCUCCAAGUUCGACACCCUCCGCCACUCGCUUGCUGGGAUGAUUCGUUCGCCCAAAUCCAUGCUGGGUUCAUCCACCUCGCAGUUCUUCGAGGUAAUCCCCACUACAGAGCGCCCUUUGGCGGAGCAGGACUGGUACCACGGUGCUAUCCCACGUACCGAGGCCCAGGAGCUCCUUCGCCAGCAGGGUGACUUCCUGGUGCGGGAGAGCCAUGGUAAACCAGGCGAGUAUGUCCUUUCAGUGUUCGCCGACAGCCAGAGGCGCCACUUCAUCAUCCAGUUCGCCGAUAGCCAGUAUCGUUUUGAGGGCACUGGUUUCCCGACCAUCCCCCAACUGAUCGAUCAUCAUUUCUCCACCAAGCAGGUGAUCACCAAAAAGUCCGGGGUCAUCCUCCAACAACCCGUUGUCAAGGAUAAGAAGUGGAUUCUCAAUCACGAGGACGUGGUCCUGGGAGAACUACUGGGCAAGGGGAACUUUGGUGAGGUUUACAAGGGGACUUUGCAGCGAGACCGGAUCCCGGUUGCAGUUAAGACCUGCAAGGAGGAUUUGCCACAGGAACUGAAAAUCAAGUUCCUGUCUGAGGCCAGGAUCCUGAAGCAGUACGACCACCCGAACAUUGUUAAACUAAUUGGUGUAUGUACGCAGAGGCAGCCAAUCUACAUCGUCAUGGAACUCGUGCCUGGUGGGGACUUCCUGUCUUUCCUAAGGAAGAGGAAGGAAGAGCUGAAAACCAAACAGCUGGUCAAGUUUGCCGUGGAUGCCGCCUCCGGCAUGGCAUACCUAGAGACCAAGAACUGUAUUCACAGAGACCUAGCGGCGAGGAACUGUUUGGUGGGCGAGAACAGCGUGUUGAAGAUCAGUGACUUUGGGAUGAGUCGUCAGGAGGACGAUGGCGUUUAUUCAUCAUCCGGCCUCAAACAAAUUCCCAUCAAGUGGACGGCGCCAGAGGCCCUUAACUACGGCCGGUACAGCUCAGAGAGUGACGUGUGGAGCUAUGGCAUCUUGCUGUGGGAGACUUUUAGCCUGGGUGUGUGUCCUUACCCUGGCAUGACCAAUCAGCAGGCCCGAGAGCAGGUGGAGAAAGGCUACAGAAUGGCAUGCCCGCAGCGUUGCCCGGAGGAGGUGUACAAGGUCAUGCAGCGUUGCUGGCAGUACAACCCUGAUGAGCGGCCCAAGUUUGCCGAGCUGCAGAGGGACCUGUCGGCCAUCAAGAAGAAAUAGCGAUUGGGGCAGCUAGCCGGCUAGCUGGCGGAGCUAGGAGAUUCCGAAGGACAUUGGCCCCAAGGAGCUAGAACGGAUAACUUGUACUGGUGGGAUGACCUAGCGGGGUUCCCUAACACACUGGCUAAUGAGUAGGCUUACAAACUGGCUAAUGGAACUGUCUAAUGGACUGGCUGAAGCACUAGCUUACAGGACGGUCGUGAUGCUGCCCUCUUGUGGUGAAAGCAAAGGAAAAAAGAAAAUGAAAGAAACAAAGAAAACAAUUAGGUUUCAUGCUCAUGUUUGUGGUUUUGUGAUUUGUAGCCGUUUAAUAAACAAAC